Miscanthus lutarioriparius is the source of this 1485-nucleotide messenger RNA. NCBI's taxonomy places the organism in Eukaryota, Viridiplantae, Streptophyta, Magnoliopsida, Poales, Poaceae. The record is from the annotation of a GenBank genome assembly.
AUGGACGCCUGCUCCCUCGUCCGCCGCCAUCUGCCACGGCCACUACAGCUCCCGCUCAUUGCGCCUCCAAUUCCCAGCCGCCGGCGCCACCGCCGCGUCGCCAGCGCCGUGGUCCGCUGCUGCUGCUCCGCCGCCGAAGCAGACCACCACCAGGAGCGUCCCUGGGAGUGGUACGACCGCGCCAUCCAGUCCCAAGCGGGGUCCGACCUGGCGCGCUCCCUCGACCUCCUCGCCGACAUGCAGGCGUCGGGGGCGCGCCCGAGCGCCGGCGCGUACGCGCGCCUCAUCCGCGCGCUGUCCCGCGCGGGCCGCGCGCUGGAGGCCGAGGCGCUCCUCCUCGAGAUGCGCCGCCUCGGCCCGCGCCCGGACGCCGCGCACUACAACGCGCUCCUCGAGGGCCUGCUCGCUGCCGCUUGCCUCCGCCUCGCCGACCGCCUCCUCCUCCAGAUGGCCGACGACGGCGUCGCCAGGAACCGACGCACCUACACGCUCCUGCUGGGCGCGUACGCGCGCGCCGGCCGGCUCGAGGACUCGUGGUGGGUGCUCGGCGAGAUGAGGCGCCGGGGCAUCCGCCUCGACACCGCCGGGUAUAGCGUGCUCGUGCGGCUGUACCGGGACAAUGGCAUGUGGAAGAAGGCCACCGACCUCGUCAUGGAGAUGCAGGAGGUUGGGGUGGAGCUGGAUGUUAAGAUCUACAGCGGCCUGAUCGAUACGUUCGGCAAGUAUGGACAGCUAGCGGACGCGCGCAGGGUGUUUGAUAAAAUGCGCGCCGAAGGCGUCAAGCCGGAUAUAUCGACUUGGAAUGCCUUGAUUCGAUGGCAUUGUCGGGUGGGGAACAUGAAACGCACUCUGCGGUUCUUCACCUCCAUGCAGGAGGAAGGGAUGUACCCGGACCCGAAGAUAUUUGUUAUGAUCAUCAGCCGGUUGGGGGAGCUUGGGAAGUGGGAUGAGAUCAAGAAGCUGUUUGAUGGCAUGAAGAAUCGAGGUUUCAAGGAGAGCGGUGCAGUGUACGCAGUAUUGGUUGACAUUUACGGGCAAUAUGGCCAUUUUCGUGAUGCACGGGAGUGUAUAGAUGCUCUUAGAGCUGAGAAUACGCAGCUUUCGCCUCGUGUGUUUUGUGUCCUUGCCAAUGCUUAUUCUCAACAGGGGUUGUGUGAACAAACUGUAAAUGUACUUCAGUUAAUGGAGGAAGAAGGAUUUGAGCCAAACCUUGUUAUGCUGAAUUUGUUAAUCAACGCUUUUGGCACUGCUGGAAGGCAUUUGGAGGCACUAGCUGUAUUCCAGCAUAUCAAGGAUAGUGGUAUGAGCCCAGAUGUUGUGACAUACACUACGCUUAUGAAAACAUUCAUGAGAGCAAAGAAAUUUGAAAAGGUAUCUGAAGUAUACAGAGAAAUGGAACGUGCUGGAUGCACUCCUGAUAGAAAAGCCAGAGAAAUGUUACAUGAUGCAAAUGUAGUUCUGGAACAAAGAGGAUGUUUCUAUUGA